Nematocida ausubeli is the source of this 423-nucleotide messenger RNA. RefSeq lists its product as uncharacterized. NCBI's taxonomy places the organism in Eukaryota, Fungi, Microsporidia. The transcript has a single exon. Gene Ontology annotation, cellular component: TRAPP complex. Gene Ontology annotation, biological process: vesicle-mediated transport. The record is from RefSeq and is a predicted model, not a curated record.
UUGCAGCAUCCUUUAAUAGAGAGGAUGAUUAAGGGCCUGCUCAUUGUUAACUCAUACGGUGGCUUAAUCUACAACCACAUAAGCACACAAUUCUUCAAUGAAGAGAUUAACAUAGACAAAAUAAUAGCCAUGGCAAGCACAAUAUACACAGCAAUGGAGAUACUUAUACACGAAGGCCUAUGCAAACUCAUAGGGUGCUACAAAAGACUCAGACUAUCCCAUGAAAGGCUCUCAAUUACAGCACUAAAAACACAAACAGGCAUGAUCUUCAUUAUAAUCCAUGAUAACACAGAUAAACCACAAGAUAUCCUAGCAUACACAUCAAAAGCACACAGUCACUUCGUAAACACAGUCUUAUACAGCCCAGAGUACUACGUAGAGGACAGAAUUAAUAAAAAUUUUUUUGCACUGGAAGAUGAAUGA